Molecule: messenger RNA, 1621 nt
Organism: Aspergillus heteromorphus CBS 117.55
Lineage: Eukaryota; Fungi; Ascomycota; Eurotiomycetes; Eurotiales; Aspergillaceae
Exons: 1
Coding region: 364-1341 (325 amino acids)
Source: RefSeq, a predicted model, not a curated record
CUUCUGCGUCUUCCCCUCAGGCUUGCUUUGCUCUUUCUUGAGGUCUCUACCACCAGUCCCCAGCUCCAGUCUCCUUAUUUCUUCCCCUCGCGCGGCCCCCUCCCCUCAUUCCUCGCCGCAUUCUUAUUUUCUCAUGCCGACCCACGGAACACUGCUAGGUUCCUGAUCCAACUUUCCACCAACGCCCAUCGGCCUCACGACUCGACGACGAUACGACCUUUCGUCCCCCCUUUUCGCAGAUCACGGAAGAUUGCGUAUUCAGGGUGGGCCAUUAGACGAACCCGCCGUUGACUUCCACCCGGAAGUACAGAUCCGGCCCGCCGAGCACAUGCCUUCGCAGUGACUUGCACAAACACACACACCAUGCCCGCUGUCCAGAUGGAUGCCCUGGGGGCAUUUACUUACCUGACUGAGAACACCCCAACCUGGAUAAGUCAAAUCUCUGAACUGUCUGCCCACACGGCUAGCAAACGAGCCGAGUACGCCCAGGCCUACAAACAACAUACUGCGGUGAGACGACAACGCCGCCGCAGGAAUAGCUCUGUCUGCUCCAUCCACACCGACACCGAUCCUUCUCCCCAGCCGUCCGCGGGCGAAACGCGGGGGGAUAUCACAACGACCCCGGAAACCUCUCAUCACCAAUCGGCCGCCAAUCCCCCGAAACAUGGCGCGGAAGAUGUCCCGCCCUUGGGGGACUCGGACUCUAUUGAGCACAACCUAUGCGUCAGCACACGACACAACCUGAUCAUUCAUUACGACGGCCACACGCAGAAGACAUUAGAGGAGCUGGUGCGGAAUAUCGGGACAGCCCGAAAUAACAUCCGCAAAGCCCGCAUGUCUUCGCCGCGGCUGGGCUACAGCAUGCUGAGCAGAAACCCGUUGAUGAACAGCUCAAUGGCCUUGCUAGCGAGUGCCGAAACCACCGACGAGGAUGUGCUUUCUAACAUCCGCAGAGCCCGGGACCGGAACCCUGCCGUGCCCGCCAAGGAGUCGCUCGAGAAGGCCGACAAGUUCCUGGAAGUGGUACAUGGCAUAUGCGAGACGGCUGCGUACUGCUUCCUCCGGCUGGGAGACUGCUCCAAGGAGCUAGCCACUGUGGAGGAGCGACUCAAAACCGUACUAAAUCUAGCCACCAAAGAAGCAGAUCAGUUACGGGCUAAACAGCCACCAACGGAGAAAGAAGCAGUGGGGCGCAUAACACCCGUGACCAAAGCCCCCACUGAACAACCCUUCUCUCUCUCGAAGACCAACGAUGCCAUCGAGGUGGACGACGAUGACGGCUCGGAGUAUGGGGAGCCGAUCGACCUGACGGUUUUCCGCGUCAACCGGGCUCGUCGGUAGCAGCAUAUUGACGACCUCACAUACAAGACAGCAUUGCGGGCGCACUCUUUUAACGUGAAGGGGGAGCAUUCCAUCUAAUUUAGCGAUGAUACCAUUACCUUACCCUUGGACGACUCCUUUCUCUUUUUCCUGGCUUUUCUGUUUCUCACCUGCAUUUCCGGAUAUCAUCUUUUAACAGCGUUGGCCAUUGUAUGCAUUCUGUGUUCUUAGCUUAGCUUAGCCUUAGCUCAGUACCUAUAUCUACAUAGCCAAUCCCACGUACACCUAGGGCGUCAUCCAG